AUGAAACACCUCUCCCGUCUUUCCUUCCCGAUCCCGACCUACCAGCAUAUCCCCAAAGAUACGCUAGGACUAACCAUAACCUCACCACUCCACAUCUACCGCAACCUAGUAGCCACCAACGUAAUCUCGGCAGAUCCAAACCAACACCGCGCAGCAAUUGUAAUCCAGGGUGUCUACGAGCGAUUACUCGAUUACAAACCAGACCGCUAUACUGACCUUAAAAAGCGUCUGGAUGCGGUAACUAACUCUCUACGUGCGCUUGAAGAUGCACGUAAAAAGGCUUUACAUGGUGGAGGUACUGGAGGUGGGGGUUUACAAAAACCAAGAACGACGUGGAGGGAUUCUCCGUAUCUUCCUACAUCUUUACAAUCACCACAAGCUCAGAGUAAAGCUUUAAUUCGCACUUUCUCACGUGAUGAGGAGCUUUUAAAUAUAUCCUCCCCGCGGGGGUUGUUACUUAGUGGGAAUGUCGGAUGUGGGAAGAGCAUGUUGACGGAUAUACUGGCUGAGAGUUUACCAGUUGAGAGUAAGAGACGAGUGCAUUUCGAUACGUUUAUGCUAGGAGUUUAUGGCAUGCUUGAGGAUUUCAGGAUUAAGAAUGCUUAUGCUAGUCAUGAUAGGGAUGUUGGAGAGGGGUAUUCGGUUCUGCAUGUCGCGAAAGAGAUGGUGGAAAACUCAACGGUGCUGAUAUUGGAUGAAUUCCAAAUGCCGGACAAGGCCUCCGGGAAGAUCUUAAAGAGUUUGCUUAAUGCGUUUUUUAUGAUGGGUGGAGUUUUGAUCGCUACGUCAAAUCGGUUGCCGGAAACUUUGGUUAGUGCGGAAUGGAGGAAGGAAGAAUUUGGGGUUUUUGAAGAAGUUUUGAAGAGGAGAUGUGAGAUUUGGGAUAUGAAGGGCGGGAUUGAUUGGAGGAGGCGAAGCGGGGAAGGAAGGAUUGUGCAGGUUCCUGCUAACACCAUAGGGUUGGAAGAAGGGAGGGUAGUUGAAGUUCCAAAGUUUUACUUUUUGAAGGAAGGGGAUAUGCAAGAAGCGUGGGAGGAAUCGUUAGAGAUGGCCGCCACCGGCGACGAGAAGGAGUGGACAGAGAGGGGUCUAGUAGUUUAUGGAAGAGAAGUCCUCCUUAAACGGGCUCGCAAUGGAGCCGCAUUUUUCACUUUCGACGAGCUUUGUGUAGAGCUUCUUGGCCCCGCAGACUAUAUCACCAUUGCAUCUAACUUUUCGACAAUAAUUAUCGACCAGGUCCCAGUAUUGACUUCAAAAUCCCACCGACAUGAAGCAAGAAGAUUCAUUACCCUUUUAGACGCAAUUUAUGAGUGUCGUUGCAAAUUGUUGAUUCGAGCGGAAGUUCCUAUCGAGAACCUCUUCUUCCCAGAUGCCGCCGAAAAGAGUGCGAACUCCCAGGAAGAAGACUCGAUCCACUCGGAGGCUUUCGCAGAAGCACACCAAGACCUCACCGUGCCAUUCAGACCCAACAUAUCGCUCUAUGAACAGCUUCCCGAAGAUCCAAACGACCCUUUAACAUGGAAACGAAAGAGAUAUACAGUGGCAGACCAAGAUUCCGAUUUUCGAGGAAAAGUUGAUUUUACGAGUGUAAAAAAGUAUACUGGCGAAGAUGAGAAGUUCAGCUUCAAAAGAGCUGUUUCAAGAGUAUGGGAGGUUUGUGGCGACAAGUGGUGGGACGCGCUGUCAUAUUCUGAAAAAGAGCUUCCUUCGGCGAGGCGAGUAACUCAUUCGCCGAUGUCAAGGUCUUUGCGUCGUUGGGAGGGGGGUAUUCUCGAAGGCAGUGACACAAAUAUUUCUCGUCCUGCAGUUGAAAACGAUACACCUACAGCUCCUCUAAGACCACACGCCCCCCAGUUUACCCCAGUGCACAUUUGGGGGGUGAUUGACAACUGGGGUAAAAAAGCAGGGCGGUGGGGCAAAGGUGUAAAUGCCUAUAAAGACGAAGACACGCGAGAUAAAAGCUCGGACACGAGGAGCGACAAAUGA
Molecule: messenger RNA, 1986 nt
Organism: Orbilia oligospora ATCC 24927
Lineage: Eukaryota; Fungi; Ascomycota; Orbiliomycetes; Orbiliales; Orbiliaceae
Exons: 2
Coding region: 1-1986 (661 amino acids)
Cellular component (GO): mitochondrion; cytoplasm
Molecular function (GO): ATP hydrolysis activity; ATP binding
Source: RefSeq, a predicted model, not a curated record